UUGAACACUGAACGAGCGGCGACCAACCUCGCACCCGGGGCGAAAGCUUCCCUUUUGGUUUUGCUUUAUUUACGACGCCGCAUGGAGGAUUAAAACUUCCCGCUGCGUUUCUCUUACUGAGAGCGAAGACACAGGUGGUGGUGCUCAGUGUGUCCCGUAUCCUGCACGAGCUGCGUUUUCUCCACAUCUGUGGGCAGAUUAAUAUGCUCUUCAUCGAUUUAUUUCACAGCGUCACUCCUUCGCUCAGAAACCAUGGGUUCUGUGAUGUUGGGCUGGAGGUUUUCAUGUGUUCUGGUGCAGGCAGCUGUGUGGCUGCUGCUCAGCAAGGGGGAGAGGAUGUGCCCUACGAGUUGUCGCUGCGAAGGCAAACUCGUCUACUGCGAAUCAGGCAUUUUCCAAGACAUUCCGCAGAAUAUCACCACGGGAUGCCAAGGUCUAUCUCUGCGCUAUAACAACCUGCAGGUGCUGAUGCCCUACCAGUUUGCACAUCUCAAUCAGCUUGUCUGGCUCUACUUGGACCACAAUUCCAUCAACGCUGUGGAUGUUUUAGCCUUCCACGGUGUGAGGAGGCUCAAAGAACUCAUCGUCAGCUCCAAUAAAAUAGCCCACUUGCACAACAACACAUUCAGCGCCAUUCCAAACCUGCGGAACUUGGAUCUAUCCUACAACAAGAUCCAGUCCCUGCAGCCAGGACAUUUGUUCGGCCUGCGCAAGCUCCAGAAUCUACACCUUCGAUCCAAUGGACUAAAACAGAUCGUAGUCCGUACCUUUCUGGAAUGCCGCAGCCUGGAGUUUCUGGAUUUGGGAUACAACCAGCUGCGGAGCCUCAGCCGGACAACCUUUUUGGGACUGUUUCGCCUCAAAGAGCUUCAUUUAGAGCACAAUCAAUUUUCUCGGAUUAAUUUCUACAUUUUCCCACGCCUCACCAACCUACAGGCUCUUUAUUUGCAAUGGAACCGCAUACGAGCCGUCAGUCAAGGCGUACCUUGGACCUGGUUUAAAUUGCAGAAACUGGAUCUUUCGGGGAAUGAAAUCCAGACGUUAGACCCCUUGGUUUUCCAGUCACUGCCAAAUUUACAAACGCUCAAUCUGGAAUCCAACAAGCUCAGGAGCGUGCCCGUAGAGGCCGUGGCGGCGUGGACUUCAGUGACCACCAUCGGCCUUGCCGGGAAUGCCUGGGACUGCAGGCCGAGCAUCUGCCCACUCAUGGCAUGGCUCAGGACCCUGAGGGAUGCCAAAGACAUCAGCAUGAUAUGCAGCAGCCCCAAGUCUACGCAGGGAGAGAGAGUUGUGGACGUCGUGGGGAACUAUUCCAACUGCGUGAACGUGAUGUUCAUUGUGAAUACGACCACCGCUUCGGUAGUCUUCACUUCAAGCCCCUUUGUCAACGCCACAUCUCACCGUCUCUUCCGUGGUGUCACGCAGCUGGCUCACAGUGAGCCUCCUGUGAAGACCUCACCGCCUUCAGCCACCUGGCCCAGUACGACAGACAGACAGAGUGUGAAGCCCACAACCGGGAGCUCCUCACUGCCUCCCUCCCCCGACCCUUCAACCACAUCCUUCCCAGAGAUACCGUUUGAACAUAUGGCUUUCCAUAAAAUCAUCGCAGGCACUGUAGCCCUGUUUUUGUCAGUGUCAUUGAUCCUCCUGGUUAUUUAUGUCUCAUGGAGGCACUACCCCAACACCAUGAGGCAACUGCAGCAGCACUCCGUCAAACAUAAGCGCAGGAAAAAAGGCCGGAAGCAGGAGCAAGACCUGAACUCUCAGUUGCAAGAGUACUAUCUGAGCUACCAUUCAAAUUCCGAGACCAUGGAUUCGCUGGUGAAUGAGUCAAGGCCGUGCACGUGCACCAUUUCAGGAUCAAUAGAAUGCGAAGUGUAGGGUUUCGCUUGUCUUUAUGAGACAAGAAGUGACAUUUCUGGGCAAGUCUGUCGUCAGAUAAAUGAUUUGAUAAUAAAUGGCUUCAUGAAAUGUUCCUCUCCACUGCGUUGAAGGAAAUGUACGGAAAGCGAGUGAAAUAUAUCUGUGUGGACAGAGCGGAGCGAGGCGAUAUUUCUGGAGCUCAUUACUGAGACUGACACGGGAGCCGUGGCAUGGCAGUGUCAUCCUGGUUACCUGUGCGUGACCCAAUCGACAAACUGACCACGAGUCGACUCGUUGGCCCUUUCGUUCAUCACACUGUACGUAAACCAUCUGUAAAGCAACAGAGACAUUUUUUUUUUAACUUGCCUGUUCAUAUCGUGCUAAUUAUAUAAUAUGUAUAAUAUGAAGUUGUAGGGGAGAAUCGUUAAGUAUUUGAAUAUGUACAGUGUGAGCCAAGAGGAGGAGUUUAUUUCCCUGCUCAAUGAGUCCAAGGCCGAUAAAUAUUGUCAAUUUUAAUACUUAGCUAUUUGACGCUUUGUCCUGCCGGUGCAUAAGUUAAAAGUACCAGUGACCCAUCCGUUUGGGAGACCAACCCACACUUGUCUCAUCUGCUGUAUGGAGGAUGCUCAUUUAGUCCAAAGUGUUUCUAAGGUGCGUUCCAUCUCAUCCGUUUGUUUAUGACAAAACUGUAUCAGAGCAAUUGAUCAUAAUGCUGUUUUAUAUAUGAUAUGACUAAUAUUUUAUUGAUUAUGCUUUGUCUGUAAAACGUGCUAGCAAAUCUGGCUCAAAUUAAAGGAAACACUUGUGGUGAAAAUGUGAGCUGGUGAAGGAAAGGAAAGGAAACAGGCUUUAUUUCUGCAGAAUUACAAAUUUCACGGGAUGUGAAGGCGCAUAUAAAAUUGAUGGCGUAUUUUCCCGUUUUCCAACCUCUUUUGCGACUCCUCUCUUGACUUUAAUAACACUGACAACAGUAUUAACGGAAUGUGGGUCAUUGGUGUUGAAUCCAGCCGCUUUAUAUAGAAAGCCGUUUAUUCCUCCUUUCACAAAAAACUGACACCAAAAAUAACAAUUAAAUAAUAACUAAAGACACAAUAGGAAAAAGAGAAUUGAGGCAGGCCACAGGCGGAUUGUGGUUGCCGUAGGUCAAGUCUGUUAUGCGACAAGGAAGACAUUAUCUGCCUUCAUCUGUCGUCUUCCUCUAACUUGUUUCCACCUCCGUCUUUUAGUCUUUCCUUGAACACUGAAGAUAACCUGCACAGGGGACAAGUGGGCAUGUGUUGAGUCAGGCAGGAUCAAUUGAUGUUCUAGCAUGUGAAAUGUAUUAAAAAAAAAAAAAAAAAAAGGUGAUUUUGUUUCCCCUGUGAGCCACAACCUGUACAAUUCAUCAGUUAACUCCAGAUGUUUUCAUCCCGGCUGUCAUGCAUGUCAUUCCUUGUAUAUGUUGUUCAUUUUGUCGGUGAAGACGGUAUAGCAGCAUUUCUGACAAGUCCAAUUAUUUGUUUUGAUUGAUGGUGCUUUGUAAACGACUGAUGCUUGCAUUUAUGAUGAUGAAUUUCUUUCAAAGACCGAUGGGUACGUUUCCAAAUGCAAAAACAAAAGGAAAAUAGCAAGAACAGUAUAAAUGAUUUGUUGAUCCAA
Molecule: messenger RNA, 3501 nt
Organism: Hippocampus comes (tiger tail seahorse)
Lineage: Eukaryota; Metazoa; Chordata; Actinopteri; Syngnathiformes; Syngnathidae
Gene: lrrtm4l2
Product: leucine rich repeat transmembrane neuronal 4 like 2
Exons: 2
Coding region: 253-1881 (542 amino acids)
Molecular function (GO): protein binding
Source: RefSeq, a predicted model, not a curated record